GAUUUUUGCCCUCCAUAAAUAGAGCAGCCAAGAGCAGUAGCGGGUGAGGGAGAGAGAGAGAGAGGGAGAGAGGAUAAAUCGAGUAGGCCAGCAACCAUUGAAUCAUUCCCCUGCUCUUUUUCCUCCGUUUUUGGUGGUUUGUGAGCUUCAUUAGACUCCCUGUGGCUAUAUAUGUACACACAUACCCGAUAGCGGUCGCAUUUUAGAAUCGAAAGCGAGUUGAAGAAUCCCAUAGCGUUCUGCUUGGAUUGCUGCUGAUUAUUCUGACAUGGGUUUGGAGGAGAGAGUUCCAAACCUGCACAACGAGAAAGAAAAAGCUCAAACGUUGACCUUAAGUGUGCAUGCCUUUUCUGACUUAACCUAUGUUUCUCCCGUAGUAUUUUUAUACCUCCUGAAAGAAUGUUAUAUUCAUGGCUCGUGUAAGGCAACGAAAAAGUUCAAAAUUCUUCAGCAACAAGUUCAUCGGGUACUAUAUAAUUCUCCUCAACCAGGACCUGCCACUUUUGUUAUUCAAUGCCUGCAUGUCCUGCCCAUUUUUGGAUUAUAUUCUGAAGGGUUCAGUCACUUGAUUGUAUCUGCUCUUCGUCGUUUUCUAAAACUGGUACCGACCUCAGAAGACACCUUGCAAGCAAAAGUUCUAGCAGCCAAUUUAUUUAUAGAUGUUGUGGGAGGCUUAGUCAAUCAUGAUGAGAGGAUAGUUGUCAAGAUACUUGAAGGUUUUGAUGUCAGGUUGACACACAUUGAGGAAGCAAUUUAUCGAUUAAAGGCCCAAAAUGAUAAUAGAUUUGACACAGCAAAAACAUUUGUUGAACAAUAUAUUUAUAAGUUUGUAGAAUCUCAGUCGUAUAUGACAGCAGUCACUUUGCUAGAACAUUUCUCUAUCCGCCAGUCUGGGCAGUCUUUCCUUCUCAAAAUGAUGCAGAACAAACAAUUUAAAGCAGCUGAAAAGUGGGCAACAUUUAUGGGGAAGCCAAUGUUAUGUGCACUUGUUAAGGAGUAUGUUGAUAGGAACAUGCUAAAGCAUGCUUAUGAGACUAUAAAGAAAAACAAUCUGAAGGAAGAAUUUCCUGAUGUAUACCAUAAAUGCACAGAAAGUUCAUUGAAGAAUUUAGCAGAAAAGGCAUUAUGGGAUAUUGCAGAGGCAAAGACACACGGUGACAGGCAACUUGUUGAAUAUUUGGUUUACUUGGCAAUGGAGGCUGGUUACUCAGAGAAGGUUGAUGAACUCUGUGAUCGUUACUCACUUGAAGGUUUUCUGAAAGGCAAAGAACUUGAGGCCAGUCUCCCACAUGGUAGGUAUCUGCAACUCAAUGAAUUAGUUGUCGAAGGCUUUGUCUGGGUUGAUGAAGUUGAUGGCCUGUGUGAUGCUACAUGCCACAUUGAGGGCUGUAAAGUUGUGGGUAUUGAUUGUGAAUGGAAGCCCAAUUAUGAGAAAGGCAGCAAACCAAACAAGGUUUCUAUCAUGCAAAUUGCUUCUGAUAAGAAAGUUUUCGUCUUUGAUUUGAUAAAGUUAUUUGAAGACGUACCUGAUAGUUUAGACAACUCUCUAACUCGGAUUUUGCAGUCUCCUAGAAUUUUAAAACUUGGUUAUAACUUUCAGUGCGAUAUAAAACAGUUGGCUCAUUCAUAUGGAGAAUUGAAGUGCUUCAAGCACUAUGAAAUGUUACUUGACAUUCAGAAUUUAUUCAGAGAACCCCGAGGUGGUCUGUCGGGGCUUGCAAAGAAAAUAUUAGGAGUGGGUUUGAAUAAAACAAGACGGAAUAGCAAUUGGGAGCAACGGCCUUUGAGUCAGAACCAGUUGGAGUAUGCUGCUCUUGAUGCUGCUGUACUCAUUCACAUAUUCCAUCACAUUCAUAAUCAUCCUCAUCCUCAGCCUGCCAGUGUCUCAGAGGGGCAUGACAAAAUUGAGUGGAAAUCCUAUAUUGUUUCUUACAUGGAUAACUUCAAAAAGCCAAAAAAAGGACCUAAAAGUAAAAAGGCUUCAGAAGAUAAGUGGGGUUCAAUAACAUCUUGCAUGACGAAUGCUUGUCAACUUAGAUAAGGAUGAAGAAGCGAAUAUAGUGUUUGUCCCAAAUCCUACUCAAACGAGGAACCAAAACAAAGCAUGUGAUGGAGGUCCACAAGUCAAAUUUUCCAUGUCCCCGUAUUAGUAAUGUGACCAGAUGGCUCUGGAAAGUUUCAUCGAAGUACAUGAUAAUGGGAUGUUGAUGACUAGGCUAUUGCUUGAGGGCCCGAGGCAAAUGAAUAUUGUUUUAUCUUUAACUAGGAAUUGUUCGUGCUUUGGCUAUUCAUAAUUUUAGUGUAUAAAUAAUUUUAAUUUAUAUAUAUUUUUUUAAUUU
This is a messenger RNA of Hevea brasiliensis (rubber tree), 2339 nucleotides long. RefSeq lists its product as uncharacterized. Gene Ontology annotation, molecular function: 3'-5' exonuclease activity; nucleic acid binding. The record is from RefSeq and is a predicted model, not a curated record. Gene Ontology annotation, biological process: nucleobase-containing compound metabolic process. The coding region runs from base 269 to 2041 and encodes 590 amino acids. The transcript has 12 exons. NCBI's taxonomy places the organism in Eukaryota, Viridiplantae, Streptophyta, Magnoliopsida, Malpighiales, Euphorbiaceae.